AAUUCACUAUAUAAUGCCCUCGAAGAUUUCUAACCCAAGCACACCAAGAAAGCAGAAGAAAAUCUGAGAGAGAGAGAGAGAAGAAAGAGAGAGAUGGAGGUGUUCAAGGUGUCCAUGUCCAUUGCUUUGCUUUCUGCGGUGGCAUUGUUUUUCCGUCUGUAUAAGGUUCUGGUAUCUGAGCCAGCGAGGGUCCGAAAGAUAUUGAAGAAGCAGGGAAUAACCGGACCACCACCAACUUUUCUAGUUGGUAACAUGAGGGAGGUGAAGAAGCCCAUUGACGCAGCCGCCAAAGCUACUAAGUCCGCCGCCAACAAUGGAACCACACUCGACCACAACUGGGUCGCCACUCUCUUCCCAUUUUUCGAGCAGUGGAGAAAACUAUACGGUGAGUUGUUUGUGUUUUCUCUGGGUAAUUCACAUAUCGUGUAUGUGAAUCAGCCUGAUUUGAUAAAAGAGAUAACCACACACACAACCUAUGACUUGGGGAAGCCUUCAUAUCACCGGAAAGAGUUUGGUCCCUUGCUCGGCGAUGGCAUUCUGACCACUAAUGGACCUACCUGGGCAUAUCACAGAAAAGUUCUUGCUCCUGAAUUAUACAUGGAGAAAGUUAAGGGAAUGACCGGCCAAAUAGCAGAAUCUGUGGCCAUUUUGGUUGAUGCAUGGAACACCAAAAUUGAUUCUGAGGGUGGACUUGUAGACAUUAAUAUUGACGAGUACAUGAGAACCUUUUCUGGAGAUGUAAUUUCAAGAGCUUGUUUCGGUAGCAACUACGUUAAGGGAAAAGAGAUCUUUAACCGACUCAAAACUCUCCAGGAGGCUACUUCUGAUAAAGUUUUGUCCAUUGGAAUUCCUGGAAUAACAUAUCUUCCCACGAAGGCCAACAGAGAAGCAUGGGCAUUAGAAAAGGAGAUCCAUAACUUGAUCCUAGAGGUUGUGAAGGAGAGGAAAGAAACAGGGGCUGAGAAGGACCUUUUGCAAAUGGUUGUUGAAGGAGCUGAAAAUGGUGAAUUGAAAAUGAGCCAAAAAGAAAUCGACCAGUUCAUUGUUGCUAAUUGCAAAAACGUAUACUUGGCUGCACAUGAGGCUAGUGCAAUUGGAGCAUCAUGGUGCCUCAUGCUUUUAGCUUCCAACCCAGAAUGGCAAGAACGAGUACGUGCUGAGGUCCUUGAAAUUACUGGUGGACGAACUCCAGAUGCCGAUAUGCUUCGUAAAAUGAAACAGCUUACAAUGGUGCUACAAGAAACCCUACGUCUUUAUCCUUCAGGGCCUGCAUUGGCAAGGGAGACCUUGAACGACGUGACAAUUGGAGGUUACAAAAUACCAAAAGGUGUCAUCCUUUGGACCAUGGUGGUGACAAUGCACACAGAAACCGAAUUCUGGGGAGAAGACGCUUUGAGCUUUAACCCAGAGAGGUUCGCAAAUGGAGUCAGUGGUGCAUGCAAGCUUCCACAUGGGUUCUUGCCUUUCGGGUUCGGACCAAGGAUCUGUGUUGGACAACACUUGGCCAUGAUCGAACUCAAGAGCCUGAUUGCUGCCCUUGUGUCCAACUUCUCUUUCAGUCUCUCUCCCAAGUAUGUUCACUCGCCGGCUCUAAAAUUGGUUAUAAAGCCAGAAUUUGGAGUUGACCUUCUGAUCAAGAAGCUGUAAACCAUGUACCUUUUGAUACUUUUGUUAUUAAAAAGAAAUAAAUAGUAGCAGUUUAGGCAAUAAGAAGUUAUAUGUUCAUAAACAGAAGAGGAACUAUCAACUUCUCUCUUUAAUUUCAAGCCCAUUACUGUAUAUUGUGCUCGUAUCUUGAGUAUGUUUGUUUAUAAAAACGGUGUAUAUGCCGUAUGAUUUCAUCUGUAAUCCACUUAUGCAUGUCUUCUUUUUUCAAAAAUCUUGGAGAUUUGGCUCUUUUCUGGCCGUAGAACUCAAAAUGAUG
Messenger RNA from Ilex paraguariensis (yerba mate), 1924 nucleotides. The record is from the annotation of a GenBank genome assembly. NCBI's taxonomy places the organism in Eukaryota, Viridiplantae, Streptophyta, Magnoliopsida, Aquifoliales, Aquifoliaceae.